Trichoplax adhaerens is the source of this 2433-nucleotide messenger RNA. RefSeq lists its product as uncharacterized. The coding region runs from base 1 to 2433 and encodes 810 amino acids. Lineage: Eukaryota; Metazoa; Placozoa; Uniplacotomia; Trichoplacea; Trichoplacidae. The transcript is spliced from 2 exons. Gene Ontology annotation, molecular function: adenylate cyclase inhibiting G protein-coupled glutamate receptor activity. Gene Ontology annotation, biological process: regulation of synaptic transmission, glutamatergic; G protein-coupled glutamate receptor signaling pathway. Gene Ontology annotation, cellular component: membrane. The record is from RefSeq and is a predicted model, not a curated record.
AUGAACAUUGAAAGAGUUUAUAACAGCCAUGCCGAUAAAUACAUUCCAAACUAUGAUGUUAAAAUGAAAAGAGUAUUGGCUAUCAUUUAUAGUAUUGAAAUGGUCAACAAGAAUAAGCAUUUACUGCCUAAUGUGAGCUUAGGCUACGAUAUGCGAGAUUAUUGUUCGUGUACCAGGGUUGCUUUAACUCAGUCGUUUGAUUUUGUAAAGAGUUUUUCUGCAACUAAUUGCGAUGAAAAGUAUUCACAGGAUCAUGCUGCAAUUAUGGGGACUGAAACAAGUAAGGAUUCCAUUGCCGUAGCAACGCUAAUAGGUGAUUAUCAUAUUCCCAUGGUUAGUUAUUUUUCAUCAAGUCAUAUUUUAAGUGAUACAGUGCGUUUUAAGACAUUCUUUCGUACAAUACCAUCGGAUAUUAAUCAAGCUAAAGCACUUGUUAAACUCGUCAAAUAUUUUGGCUGGAAUUAUGUUGCGCUAGUGGCGGUUACCGAUAGCUAUGGUGACGCAUUAGCAAGUUCAUUUUCGGCUAUGGCUUCAACAGUUGGCAUCUGUAUACCCAUACAUCGCAUCAUCUCUACUUUAGAUGGCAAGAACCAGAUUCGGAAUAUCGUUCAAGAUAUUGCUAAAAAUGAUAAAGUUAAUGUCAUCUUAUUAAUGGUGACUCUAACUGAAGCAAAGUUAUUCAUCGAGGAACUUUACAACCAAAAUGUUACUGGUAAAACACUCGUCGGCUGCGACGCUUGGAUAGGUGAUAAGCUUUUGCGAAUAGUGAACCAUAUUUAUUUCGAUCAGCAGGGUGUUAUAGGUCUUACAUUUUCGCCGAAUUAUAUAGAUGAUUUCGAAAGAUACCUAGCUAACAUUAAUUUAUGCCAGCAAGAUAAUAAUGUCUGGUUACAAGAAUAUCAGCGAUGGAGAAACUGGGGAAAUCCUCUUUCUCGCCACUGUAAACUUCCUCGAGUACCCAAAGUGAGAGUUAACUCUUCCUUGCUUGAUGAAUCAGCCGCUGGCAAUAUUAUCGAUGGAGUUUAUGCAAUUGCAUACUCAUUACAUAAACUAUUAAAUUGUUCUACUCAAUAUUGUCCAUAUAUUGAUUUUCGACAUUUUCCUAGAAUGAAAUUUAUCAAGAUCCUCCGUAAAAUUACUUUCCCGGGAUUAACAGCUAGCCGCUUCCGAUUUGAUAUCAAUGGCGAUCGUUAUACCGACUAUUCCAUCGCGAAUAUACAGAAACACCCAACUACAGGCAGAUUCUAUCUCCGAGCAGUGGGUCGGGUGGGUAAUGACCUUCAAAUUAAAGCCGAUAAAGAUAAGUUCGUUUGGAAUUUUCCAUUGAAUGAUAAAGAUGAAAUCGAUAGUCAUCCGAAAUCGAGAUGUAGUGAAGAUUGCCAACCAGGAACCUACCGCGAUGACAUCGAAACUGGCGGUUGUUGUUGGAAUUGCAAACCUUGUCCUGAUAACUAUUAUUCUAAUCAAACUAAUUCUCCAUUAUGCCAUGCAUGUUUAUUGGGUUUUAAAUCAAACGCCAACAGAUCUGAAUGUAUUAAAGUAAACAUUACUAACUUAAGUCUACGCGAUCCAUUAGUUAUUUUCUUAUUUUCAUUCCUUGUUGCUGCCGUUUUGCUUACGGCAAUAAUAUGGAUCAUGAUGUGCUACUAUCGACAUACACCAGUUGUGAAGGCAUCCAAUUUUCCACUCACCAACUUGCUCCUCUUUAGCCUAAUGUGUAUCUACAUUGCACCGGCUGUCAACUUAAUGCCACAGUCUAAAGUUACAUGCACAGUAAUGUCCUAUUCAUUUUCAUUAGCAUUAUUGCUUACAUUGGCAAUCAUAACAGCAAGAGCUCAUCUUUUAUCUCGAUUAUUUAUUACUAAGCCUUGGCCAGCCGAUCGAAAUCGUCUCUUGAAUUCAAAUAAAGGUUAUGUUGUACUUAUUAUAGGUGUAAUGAUUAUAGCUGUUAUUCUGCUAAUAUUUCUUAAUUAUAUUGAUCCAUUAUACGUUGAAAGAUAUAUUUCACCAACCAAUGUGGCCUAUCCUUACUGUUAUAGUAAGAAUAGUCUUGGUGUGAUGGUGUUUUCUGCGAUACAGAUUGUAAUGGACUUAUUAUGCAUCUAUUAUGCUUUCAAGAUCCGUAAAAUCCCAAGUAAUUUUAACGAAGCAAGAUACAUCUUUUUCGCUUCGUUAAUAAUGUGUAUGCUAUUUAUUACCGUUUUAUCAGCAAGUUUUGUCGAGCAUGGGCCUUAUGAGACGGCUAUCCAGGUGAUUGGAGUCACACUUAUUUCCCUAAGUACAACUCUUUGUAUCUUUGCUCCCAAGAUUUACGUUAUCUAUUAUGAUAUGGAAUUCAACGUUAAGAAAAAUGCUAUAGCAGCUAUAGUUCAAUAUAGCUUUCAAGAUAAUAUCUUCGGGUCACGAAAUGCAAGUAGUGGAUCUCAAAAAUAA